This is a messenger RNA of Melanaphis sacchari, 771 nucleotides long. RefSeq lists its product as uncharacterized. The record is from RefSeq and is a predicted model, not a curated record. Bases 1 to 771 code for a protein of 256 amino acids. The transcript has 2 exons. Lineage: Eukaryota; Metazoa; Arthropoda; Insecta; Hemiptera; Aphididae. Gene Ontology annotation, molecular function: odorant binding; olfactory receptor activity. Gene Ontology annotation, biological process: sensory perception of smell. Gene Ontology annotation, cellular component: membrane.
AUGAACUUGAGGGAAGAAAAUAACUAUGUUUUUGACAUAAGGUUGACUAAACUUAUGGGUUUAUAUCAAAUUUUGGAUCCCCAAACCAAACGAUUUCUAGGUCGAAAUGUCUACCAUAUUGCUAUAGCAUUCAUUGUAAUGUACGUAUUUACAAAUACGAUAGUGGUUAGUUAUAGCUUUUUGCACUAUUCGUACUAUUUAAUAGACAAUAUGUCUACAAGCAUGGAAAACCUCUGGUUAGCGGAAAAUACGUUCUUCAUUCUCUACAAGAUUUGGAUAAUUAUCCACCAUUCAAGCAAAAUAUGGAACUGCCUGUCGAUUACGCGGUACGGAUUUACAUCUUUCGGCUUCGGAAGGAGACAUAUACUGGAUCAUUGGCGAGAACGUUCAAUCAUGUUCACGGCGUUAUUUACCAUAAUGUAUUAUAUUUGUCCGUUUAUUAUGAUAUUCAUCUCACAUUUAUUCAAUAAAAGUAUAACACCAAUACACAAUCGAGACGGUUCGGUUAGCUAUUACCGACAAAAUAUCUUAAACUACUAUAUUCUUGUGUCUGAUGAAACUUACAAUGCAAAUUAUCACGUGUUUUACUUUCUCGAAGCAUCGGCCCUACUUUGUAUUGCAACAUUAUUCAUUAUGUUUGAUGUACUUCUAAUUACACUAUACUUUGGUAUUUGCGUUCAGAUGAACAUAAUUGGCUCUGCGUUCGAAUCAGUUGGACAUAAAUCUAUCUCGGGUCCUCAUUCUCCGAUUGAUUUCUAUGAUGUUAUUUAA